Messenger RNA from Lepisosteus oculatus (spotted gar), 4214 nucleotides. RefSeq names its product myomaker, myoblast fusion factor (gene mymk). The record is from RefSeq and is a predicted model, not a curated record. NCBI's taxonomy places the organism in Eukaryota, Metazoa, Chordata, Actinopteri, Semionotiformes, Lepisosteidae. Gene Ontology annotation, cellular component: membrane.
UACACAAAAAAACUGUGGUUCACCAUUAAAGAAAAUUCAGCUUCUGACCAAUUUCUGAGUGUACAGAUUGGGUUGGAUUGGAUGCUGUAGGUAUAGAUUAGUUUGGGUAUUCAGUGUGGUUCAGGCAUCCAGAAGUGUACUUGAGAUAGCAGUCAGAAUCCAACUUGUAGCCACAAACACUUUUGGCUCAUUAACGUGUGCACGUUUGAUGUUCAGUGCCUCUAUAGUUUAAUGUCAUCUCAGUACUGUUUAAGGUCAGAAUUCAACCAAACAGAGAUGGCCAGCGUCUUAAAAAAUAUUGCCAUCUAGCCUUUUACAAAAAAUCAGAAGAAAUUAGAUUGGUCUCUGAUCCCAACCAAUGUAUUUUACUGAAGUUUUACAGACAUGAGUUGCUGUGUAUGUUACAGUUAUCUUAUUAAUUUUUAAAAGCACGGUAAGACCUACUUAAUACCCAUUUGCAUGAGAGAGUGUAACAGACUGCCAUCCAUGAUCAGUAAGGAUAAAGGUUACAUUCCGAGAAUGCUAUAAUCCGUCCGGCUGUCUCCUAAACCACUUCAACCAAUUCCGGGCAAGCAGUGGGCACGUUCCCAGAUACUCCCUGGACGGUAUGCUAGUCCAUUACGGGACACACACAGACGCACAUACUCACACCAGGACGAAUUUGACCCAAACCCGGAUUAACCUACCUGUGUGUCUUUGGACUGGGAAAGAAAAUCCCUUAAUGUAUGAUAUAUUUUUAACUAACCCAUAUUCGUGCAUCUUUCAUUGCUAAUGCAGGUCAUUUAUGCUGCAGGACUGGGUCCUGACCACACGGGCAGCAGCUGUUACCCCAGUUAGAAAAGAGAGCAAUCGUGAGAUGCAGCUCUCGUGGCGAGUUGCUGGCGUGUGGUCGGGAUUCCUUUCAUAGCCAAGGCUGUUGACUACUUGCGUGCCCUUGCUACAUUUUACCCUCCUGCUUCUCAUCCCCAGUCUCGUUCUUGGACAGGCCCAAAGGGUUCCAUGCAGCGUUGCUACAGCUGGUCACGGAGGUCACCGAGCGCUGCUGCUCUUCAUCGGCAACGUUCCACAACCCCCGUUGGCAUUUCAAACAAAUCAUCCCUCGCACGUGCGCUGGACUUCCUAAAUGGAGAGUAAGAUGCACCUCAAAGGACGUUUUGUCUUGAGGCCUCCGUUCCACGCUUGGAUAUCGUGCCAGACUCCUCACCAUCUGCAUUGCUCUGGAAAAGUAGAAGAGUCUGCUGUUCUUCUGCACAAUUUCCCUUGCACACAGUUAUCCUGAAAUAACGCUGCUUUUUAAGGUGGGAAUUUGUCGUACGGCUUCUUCAGGAAGGAAACGUCUGGUGUGCCGCUGAAAUGUCACGCCAGUUGGCUUUUCCUGCUUCUGACGGAAAGUGCUUUUCAGUUCUGCUAAAAUUUGCAAACAUGAAAGAAAAUGCAACAGGGAUGACGGGGUUUAGAUUAGAUCGCCUUUGAGGAUAACGUAAACUGCUAGUGACCCUUGGCUGUAGACAGUUUAAACUGCCCUUUGACCAGCAACCCUUGAAAGUACAAUUACGAUUGAUGGUCUUGGAGAGUGGAGAAAGAAAUUCCCUUUCACCUUCCCCACUGCUUUCUCUGCCAGGGAUCCAUCCGAGCACUUAAAAUUAGCUCAUCCCGGUUUUCGACCCCAGCAGAUACUUGUGUCCACAUUCCAGUGCUCAAAGACGCACAACUUUGUAAACAGAAUUAGAAACUCCCUUUCUGCUGCUUUUGUCUUCCCAGCCGAGCUCACAAGUGACGUAGGUGUGGUCUUCCUGGGAGAUCGUAUUACGCAGCAACGAAUUCUGCAUUUCGGACAGAGGGGCCCUUUGUUUCUGUGCUGGUUGUGCUCGCAGAAACAGGUGGGACAGCUGAGCAGGACAGCGAAAGGCCCAGUCACAGACAGCUGCAGUGCUCCAGGCACCAGCAGACCCUCCUCGCCUUCGAGGAUUUGAAGAACUCCAAACUGUUUUCAAAACGACAGAUUUUGUAGGUGCAAAAACAAUUGACAUUUUAUUGAGGCUGUGUCAGAGUUUGAAAAGUUCCAUUUGGAAAAAUGGCCAUAGUUAUUGCUUUGUUACAGCAUCCCUGGUAGUUCCACAACUUCUCUUAAAAGCUUUUGAAAAGCUUUUUCUAGUACAUUGACAGUCCCUAAAUCGAUCUGUGUUGUGGCCAGGUGCUGCCUCUGCUUUCGCUAGUGGGAUGGCUUCAUUCUGCAGUAGAUGUUGGCUUCUCCUGAGGUUUUAAAAUGUGUGAGGAUCAACCUGAGCUCUUCCCAGCUACGUUUCUUUUCACUCCGUAAGCAUCCUGUCCUCACCGAGCUACAUAGUGGGUUCUGGCAAGAGCUUAAUCCAUCUCAGAUGUUUUCCUGCUUCACUCUUACCUGUGGGAGCUAUGAAUCCAAUUGCGUAUCCACUGAGAAUCCCCAACUAAGACACAAAACUUGGCGCAUCUGGUACUCGGAGCUUGUGUUGUGAGUCUUGAUGCAGAAUCCUGCGGAGAAAUGGAAGGAACAUAUCCAUUACUUUUCAUGUACAGUGAGCUAACAACUUCAAGUCCGUUCAAAUUGAACGAAGCACUACUGGGCAAUGCAGAAAAGACCAGGCUGGGGUUUCACACAUGCUCCUUAAUGGAAGUGACUUAACUCAGGCAGACGAAACCAUCAGUAUAAAACAUCAACAACAAAUGAUCAAAACACCUUUUAGAAAAUGUGCAAUAUUUUUGAUAAUAGAAAUGUGUAUAUAUUGUGGAAGCAUCAAGCAUCCCGGUAUAAGUAUAACUUUUUCAUGUACACCUAUUUCCUCUGCUUUCAAAACUCAGUUUAUCUGUUCUGAGUCCUGGAAUUCCUAAGCUGAAAAAUCUUUAAAGGGAGUGCUCGAUGCUGGCAGCCUACAAACAGCUGCUUCAGCCCCGAUGGCACUGCAUAUAAGGGAUCAGACGUUUAAAUUUUAAAGGGCUCCCUGACACAGCUGUUGUAGCCCACUCACUGACAUCCCAGAAGAAGCCUGUCCCCAGUCUUCAGUUUCUCUCCAGUGCUUCAUCCAUUGAGCACUCUGUAGAAAGCCUUGUCAAGACCCGAGGUACUGUAAUUCACCCAGGAUGGGUUCGGUUAUUGCCAAGAUGUUGCUGCCCACUGUCAGCAGUCUUGCCUUUAUGCCCGCCAUCAGCGUGGCCGCCAAACGUGGGUUCCACAUGGAGGCGAUGGUUUAUUUCUUCACCAUGUUCUUCGCUGCGAUCUACCAUGCAUGCGAUGGCCCAGGAUUGACCAUCCUGUGCUUUAUGAAGUACGAGAUACUGGAAUACUUCAGUGUCUAUGGGACAGCCAUCGCAAUGUGGGUUACUCUUAUAGCUCUGGGAGACUUUGACGAGCCCAAGAGAUCGUCUCUCACCAUGUUUGGGAUCCUCACGAGUGCAGUCCGCAUCUACCAAGACCGCUGGGGCUAUGGAGUUUACUCCGGACCCAUUGGGACAGCUGUACUGAUGAUUACAGUCAAAUGGCUCCAGAAGAUGAAGGAAAAAAAAGGCCUGUAUCCAGAGAAGAGCGUCUACACCCAGCAAGUGGGUCCAGGGUUCUGUUUCGGGGCGCUGGCCCUCAUGCUCAAGUUCUACUUCGAGGAAUGGGACUACGCCUACGUCCACAGCUUCUACCACCUUGCUUUGGCCAUAGCGUUCAUCCUCAUCCUGCCAAAGAGCAACCGGCUGGGAGGAAACGGCAGAAAUGCAGCUAAGCUGGACUGCUACACCCUCUGCUGCUGUGUCACCAAGCCAGCAGUGAGAGACAAGGUUCGUUCAAUUUGGAAACCGUCCAUCAAAGCUCCCUGGAUGAGGGCCUGUGACCGGGGCCUCCCAGUGACCCGUCCCCAGCCGGCAUCCAAAUAAGUGGCCGCAGACUCCAGGAAAUGGAAGGUUGGAGGGUUAGAGGGCAAGAGCAGACUCUGGCCCUGCCGUAGCAGAGUCGGCUCGCUGGGUGGCAAGUCUGAGAGAGCGACAGUAUCCCAGCAGUCAGCUGUCUUGGGCCUCCUCUGUGCUCUACAAGGCUCAAUACCGCAUGUUAAAUUACACUCGUCCCUUUGUGAAAGAGCAUCCAAAGACCAGUGCUUCCUUUUGAAAUAAAAGGAAAACCUCAUUGAAAGACCUUAUUUUAAACUGGCCAGAAUACAGCGCCCAGUUCAGCUUGGCAACGUGUCUUUGGCACA